CACGUGACACCAAGGUUAGCCAGUUACCACCACCACCGUUGUGGUCGCCACUGCUGUUGUUCUAGUCACUCUAAUUGUCUAUCAGCCAUAUGCGCACGAAUCGGCACCAUUUGAACCAGCACUAACUCUAGCAAUAGGGAUAUGCCCCCACCGGGCGGCUUUGAGUCCGUCAAGUACAAACGGAACUUGCCUUUUCGUGGACCCGGAGCUCUCGCCAUUCUGGGCGGUGUCACGCUUGUCUCCGCGUAUGGCUUCUAUCGAUUGGGUAAAGGAAAUCUGGAGAAACGGGAGCUAGAGAGAGAAAAGGUCUGGUCACGUAUCCACUUGGUUCCCCUUCUACUGGCCGAGGGUGAUCGCGCCGCGUACGCUCGCCACCAAGCGGAUAUUACUUUAGAAAAGGCUAUCAUGAAAGACGUGGCUGGUUGGGAGGCUGGUAAAAGCGUCUACAACAACUCGAAAUACGAAUCGCCACGGAUUAACAUAUCGUAGUGAUGUAUUUACUUCCGAACACCGAUGCAUUGACGUCUUCCAUUAGAGCCUGAAAUUAAGAAAAGAGACUCAUGGCUGCGUAUCAACGACGUACUGUUGAUCUUGAGUG
Molecule: messenger RNA, 598 nt
Organism: Desarmillaria tabescens
Lineage: Eukaryota; Fungi; Basidiomycota; Agaricomycetes; Agaricales; Physalacriaceae
Product: GRIM-19
Exons: 4
Coding region: 142-489 (115 amino acids)
Source: RefSeq, a predicted model, not a curated record